UGUGAAGCAGGAGCUCAUGUUAAUGGGGAAUACUUUGAACGUUUGUCAUUUUUGAAGUAACAGAUUAUGUAAUUAUUUGAAUGUAUUUAGCUUUGAUAAACUAGAAACAUCGACGAUUACUUCCGCUGUGGUGGUGAGAACAGAUCUACUCCGUGUGCCUGUGGAGGAAAACUACAAGCACAAAACAAAACUAGAUUUCUGUCAUGGAUGGCACAAGAAUAGAAGAGGAGGAUGAUUGCCCAGAGCUGGUGCCCAUCGACAACCAGCCUGCUCCUCGUGCAGCACAGAUACCGGUCACUAUCAUCACAGGUUACCUUGGUGCUGGAAAAACUACACUCCUGAACUACAUCUUAACAGAACAGCACAACAAACGGAUUGCUGUCAUCCUCAAUGAAUUUGGAGAAGGCAGCGCUCUGGAGAAGUCCCUGGCUGUGAGUCAGUCUGGAGAGCUGUAUGAGGAGUGGCUGGAACUGAGAAACGGCUGUAUCUGCUGCUCUGUCAAGGAUAAUGGUCUUAAAGCCAUCGAGAACCUGAUGGAGAAGAAAGGAAAGUUUGAUUAUAUCUUAUUAGAAACCACAGGACUCGCUGAUCCAGGAGCCGUCGCCUCGAUGUUCUGGGUGGAUGCUGAGCUUGGCAGUGAUAUCUAUCUGGACGGCAUCGUCACAGUCAUUGAUGCCAAAUACGGACUGCAGCAAUUAACAGAAGAGAAAGCUGAUGGACUCGUCAAUGAAGCAGCCAGACAGAUCGCCGUCGCUGACCUUACAAUCAUCAACAAGAUGGACCUGGUGACCGAAGAGGAGCUGAACCGAGUCAGAGACGCCGUCAGGUCUAUAAAUGGUCUCGUCAAGAUCCUGGAAACACAGAGAUCGAAGGUGGAUCUCUCUGAGGUGCUGGACCUGCACUCCUUCGACUGUGAGAAUGGAACAAAUCUUUCAGAGAAACUCCAGCUUGCGGAUCCUGCCAGGCCACAUCUCGACAAGAGUAUUUUAACGGUGACCUUUGAAGUGAGUGGGGAUCUGUCCGAGGAAGCCCUGAAUGCCUUCAUCCAGGAUCUCCUGUGGGAAAAGAUGUUCUGUAACAAAGAAGGGAACCCGAUGACUGUCGUUCGGUUGAAGGGCAUUGUUUCUUUUGCAGAUAAAGCCCACCAAGUGAUGCUGCAGGGGGUCCACGAGCUGUACGAGGUUAAUGAGACGCCACAGCUCUGGGAGGAGAACCCACGGGUCAACCGGCUGGUCUUUAUAGGAAGGAACCUGGACAAGGACGUCCUCCAGGAGAAGUUCAUGUCUUCUGUGGUGCUGGGGACACACAGAAAUUAGAAGCUGCUUCACAACAACAUCUCGACUGAUUGUUUUGCACGUUUAGUAAAAGUGGCCGCUCACCGAUUCGAGACGUUCUCUAUGAGAUUUGUUCUUUUCCUACGAGGAUGAGAACAGUUAUGGUCGGUUGAGUAUUUCCACACCAUCCAAAGCUGGAGAGCUGGGUGUGUGUCUGGAAAUUUACUCAACACCUGGCAGACAUCUGAAAUAAGUAAAAGUUUUUGCUCAUACAGCAUUCUGUCGAGCGUUUACUUUUCAGAGUCUGCAUUUUUUGGAUAGGUGGGAAUUCCUUUUGGAGAAACAUCACUGAAAUUGAAAUAGUCAUGCUUGAAUUCAUUUAGAAUUAUUCUAAAAUAAAGUUUUCUUAGAGAGAUUGUAUUUGUUACUUUCUGAAGUACCAAAAAAAAAGGGGGGUUUAAUUAUUUGUUAGCUUAGCUUUUAUUGAGGUAACAGCUCUGGGCUAUUAACAUCACAGAGACACAGUCCCAUUGUGUUUCGGUGGCAGGACCACUAUGAUAUUCAAAGUGUGGAGAGGCCUCACAGGACAUUACCAUUUCAGCUUUUAUUGUUGUAAAACACAGUAAAAGUGUGGUUAGAAUAAAGGUGGAGAGAUAUCAAGGGGAACUUAGCACCACUAGUUUUUCACAUUUGACCUCUCCCUAGAUAAUACUAGAGCUUGAAGUGAAUGAAGUAAUCUUUUAUUUUAUUUAUUCCUCUUUGUAUCUACUUUUACAGUUUUGCUAUAGAAAUGCAUUUUUCUUUCUCUCUUUUUGACGUGUUUGACUUGAAAUUGUUGUGAUUGAACCCUUUCUGUUCAGAAUGACCCAGAAUGGGUCAAAAAUGAUCAGUUUUGACAUUUGACAGCAGUACAGUUAUUUCACUGUGACUCUUGGUGACUCUAAUGUGAAACAAAAUACUAAAUAAAUAUUACACUGGUAAGAAAAUUACUUUAUUAUGGCUUUGUGCAAACAUCUACUAUAUGUAUUUGAGAUCUGUCAAGUUGGAUUUUGAAUCCAUGAGCUAAAUGUUAGUUCAGCAGCACUAAUACAUUUACAUUUUGCUGUC
Molecule: messenger RNA, 2381 nt
Organism: Salarias fasciatus (jewelled blenny)
Lineage: Eukaryota; Metazoa; Chordata; Actinopteri; Blenniiformes; Blenniidae
Gene: zng1a
Product: COBW domain containing
Exons: 16
Coding region: 204-1316 (370 amino acids)
Cellular component (GO): cytoplasm
Source: RefSeq, a predicted model, not a curated record